Molecule: messenger RNA, 2414 nt
Organism: Tachysurus fulvidraco (yellow catfish)
Lineage: Eukaryota; Metazoa; Chordata; Actinopteri; Siluriformes; Bagridae
Gene: gucy1b1
Product: guanylate cyclase 1 soluble subunit beta 1
Exons: 13
Coding region: 138-1967 (609 amino acids)
Biological process (GO): response to oxygen levels; cGMP biosynthetic process
Cellular component (GO): guanylate cyclase complex, soluble
Molecular function (GO): guanylate cyclase activity; heme binding
Source: RefSeq, a predicted model, not a curated record
GCGCUGAUUGGACGCGCGGCCUGUCAGUCACGCCGCUGUGAGUGGGUUAUGGUGGUGAAGCCGCUGCAGCUGUAAAUCUGCGGCUUUAAUCAUUUUAUUGUGCUGCUGAAUAAAAGUGCGGAAGGUUUCAUCUCAUCAUGUACGGAUUUGUGAAUCACGCUUUGGAACUUCUGGUGUUGAGAAAUUACGGUCCAGACGUGUGGGAGGACAUCAAGCGAGAGGCGCAGGUGGAUGUGGAAGGACAGUUUCUCGUCAGAAUCAUCUACGAGGACGCCAAAACUUAUGACCUGGUGGCUGCUGCAAGCAAAGUGCUGAAAAUCGAUGCAGGUGACAUUCUGCAGAUGUUCGGGAAGAUGUUCUUCGAGUUCUGUCAGGAAUCCGGCUACGACACCAUCCUGCGUGUGCUCGGCUCCAACGUCCGGGAAUUCCUGCAAAACCUUGAUGCUCUUCACGACCACCUGGGAACCAUCUACCCCGGCAUGCGUGCUCCAUCCUUCCGCUGCACAGACGCCGAGAAGGGGAACAGCCUCAUCCUGCACUAUUACUCAGAGAGAGAGGGACUGCAGGACAUCGUCAUCGGCAUCAUCAAGACCGUCGCUCAGCAGAUCCACGGCACCGAGAUCCACAUGAAGGUGAUUCAGCAGAAGAGUGAGGAGUGUGAUCACAUCAAGUUCCUGAUUGAGGAGAAGGACUCCGAGGAGGAGGCGCUGUAUGAAGAUCUGGAUGGUUUUGAAGAAAACGGCACUCAGGAGACACGCAUCAGUCCGUACACCUUCUGUAAGGCCUUUCCUUUCCAUCUGAUGUUUGAUAAAGACCUCAUCCUCACUCAGUGUGGAAAUGCCAUCUACAGAGUGCUGCCACAGCUCCAGCCCGGUGUGUGUAGUUUGCCCUCUGUCUUCUCUCUGGUGCGGCCGCACAUUGACUUCAGUUUCCACGGCAUCCUGUCGCACAUCAACACUGUGUUUGUGCUCAGGAGUAAGGAGGGGCUGCUGAAUGUGGAGAGUGCAGAGUGUGAGGAUGAGCUGACAGGAACAGAGAUUAGCUGCCUCAGGCUUAAAGGCCAGAUGAUUUCACUCCCUGAGACGGAGAACAUCCUGUUCCUCUGCUCCCCCAGUGUAAUGAACCUAGACGAUCUGACCAGGAGAGGUCUGUACCUGAGCGACAUCCCACUCCAUGAUGCCACGCGAGACCUGGUGCUGUUAGGAGAACAGUUCCGUGAGGAGUACAAACUCACGCAGGAGCUGGAGAUCCUCACCGAUCGCCUGCAGCACACGCUCAGAGCUCUGGAGGACGAGAAGAAGAAGACGGACAGGUUGUUGUACUCGGUUCUGCCGCCGUCAGUAGCGAAUGAACUGAGACACAAACGUCCGGUUCCAGCGAAGCGUUACGACAACGUCACCAUCCUGUUCAGUGGCAUCGUGGGAUUCAACACCUUCUGCAGCAAACAUGCCUCAGCAGAGGGAGCCAUCAAAAUCGUCAACCUGCUCAAUGACAUCUACACCAAGUUCGACAUCCUGACCGACUCACGCAAGAACCCGUACGUCUACAAGGUGGAGACGGUUGGUGAUAAGUACAUGACAGUCAGCGGUCUUCCAGAACCAUGCACUCAUCACGCCAAGUCCAUCUGUCACCUGGCACUGGACAUGAUGGAGAUCGCAGGACAGGUGAAGGUGGAUGAGGAACCUGUGCAGAUCACCAUCGGCAUCCAUACUGGAGAGGUGGUGACGGGGGUCAUAGGUCAGAGGAUGCCUCGCUACUGCCUGUUCGGCAACACGGUGAACCUGACGAGCCGCACAGAGACCACGGGUGAGAAAGGGAAGAUAAACGUGUCGGAGUACACGUACAGGUGUUUGCAAUCGGUGGAAAAUGCUGAUGCUCAGUUCCACCUCCAGUUCCGAGGCCCAGUGACCAUGAAGGGCAAGAAGGAGCCGAUGAAGGUGUGGUUCCUGUCACGAAAAGCGCAGUAGAACGACACGGAUCGACACGAUGCCAUUUCAGUCUUCUGUUAAAAAGCAUUUUUGUAAAAGUAAUUAAUUUACAGUCAGAAACAUUCUAGUCUGAAGGUCUGUAGCUAAUGAUAAAGCAGCACAUUGUGUCAUCAUUAUGACUUUAAUAAAUUAUUUCUAUUUUAAAUUAAUAUAAAAUGAAGAAAUUGUAGUACAUCACUGACUAUAUUUACAUCUAUCUAUCUAUCUAUCUAUCUAUCUAUCUAUCUAUCUAUCUAUCUAUCUAUCUAUCUAUCUAUCUAUCUAAAAACCUAAAUCUAUAUGUUUAGACAAAUGGAUAAAUGUAGGCAGCCCUUAAAAUAACAUUCUACAUACUGAAGGUAAAUGCAGUGUUUUUCAUGUAAAGUCUAAUUGUGCUGCUUUACUCACAGUUUAUAAUAAAAUUGUAUUUAAAUGUAAUUUAAACAA